UUGCGAGCUAUCCGUGUGGGGGUUAUGUUGUUUCUUCUCAAGAAAUAUUAAUAAAUACCGACGUUUAUUGAACUUAUCACACAAUUUUUUCCGGAUUUCUUAUCUUAUCGCUAUCGUCCAAGUGUGAAUCGAUCAUGAACAAACUUAGCCUUGCCUUCUAAAUGCCGAUAUUGUGAUGUGCUACUUUGGUCAAUAAUUUUUGCAUUUCUUGUUUUCGUAGUUGUUAGUCACGCGUGUAAGUAAAUUAUAAAGUGAAAAUGCCUUCCGGGCAGAGGGAAACCAAUGUUUCCAUACCGCUGACACCUACAAGGUCGGAUCUGUAUUGGCGAAGAAUAUUCAACAAGUACGACAAAGACAACGAUGGCAAGAUAUCGUACGUGGAGCUCAAAGGGAUCAUAGAGUCCCGGGAGUACGACCACGACCUCCCCGACAAUGUGGUGGACAAGAUCAUGGGCCUCGCCGACCGGGACAACUCGGGAUACCUGGACUUCCCGGAGUUUGUGGAGAUGAUGCACCACCCUGAUCUGAAAGCGGUCUUUGGACACUUCGUAGCUAGAUACGUGCACUCCAUCAUCCCUCACAGGAACCCGGUUGAUACUACAGGAAGGUGGCCUGGCUUCAACGCAGUUUCUACUAGUGACGGCGCAGUCCCUAGUACGCCCCGUAGCCAUACAAUCUUCACGUACACAGACGGUACGUACGAGGAGGAGUACAGUUGCUGGCCUCCUGCAAUCUGCAUGAUCAUCAUCUCGCUGGUGGAGAUAGUUCUGUUCGUGUACGAUGCGGUGCAAGGCAACACGGACGCGAACGGACCCAUUGCGAAGCUGUUUAUAUACAACCCGCAUCGAAGGAAUGAAGCCUGGAGAUUUCUGACAUACAUGCUGGUGCACGUUGGAGUGGUGCACCUCCUAGUCAAUCUACUCGUCCAGCUGUUCCUCGGAGUGCCUCUGGAGAUGGUCCACCGAUGGUGGAGAGUGGUCCUGGUGUACUUGGCCGGGGUGGCUGCCGGCUCCCUGGCGACCAGCCUGACAGACCCCAAGGUCUACCUGGCCGGAGCCUCGGGAGGCGUAUACGCGCUGAUUGCUGCGCAUAUAGCCACUAUCAUAAUGAACUGGGCAGAGAUGGAGUUCGCGAUUAUCCAGCUGCUCGUGUUCCUUCUGCUGGCGGCUGUGGACGUGGGCACGGCGGUGUACGACCGCUACUGGCGCCACGCGACGCAGAACAUCGGCUAUGUGGCUCACUUGGCUGGCGCUAUCGCUGGCCUCUUAGUAGGAAUCGGAGUUCUCCGGAACCUCGAGAAGAGAAAAUGGGAGAAACGCCUCUGGUGGGCAGCAGUCGUCAUCUACUUCUCCCUGAUGAUCGCCGGCAUCCUGGCCAACAUAUUCUGGACUGAUCGGUUCUUAGCAACAACGCCUUAAGACGGAGCAGUAAGGUUCCUAUUCCUUUGGCAGGUCACUCGGCCAAAUGCCAAAAUAUUCUGGACCUAUCGGUUCCUAGCGUCGACAUCUUAAGACGGAGCAGUAAGGUUCCUAUUCCUUUGGCAGGUCAUACGACCAAAUGCCAACAUAUUCUGGACUGAUCGGUUCUUAGCAACAACGCCUUAAGACGGAGCAGUAAGGUUCCUAUUCCUUUGGCAGGUCACACGGCCAAAUGCCAACAUAAACUGGACCAAUCGGUUCCUAGCAACAACGCCUUAAGACGGAGCAGUAAGGUUCCUAUUCCUUUGCAGGUCACUUGGCCAAAUGCCACAUAUUCUGGCCCGAACGGUUUCCAGUGUUGACAUCUUAAGACGGAGCAGUAAGGUUGCUAUUCCUUUGUCAGGUCACACGGUCAAAUGCCAACACAUUCUUGACAGAUCGGUUCCCAGAAUUUUCACCUUAUGGCCCAGCAAUAAGGUUCAUAUUCCUUUGGUAGGCUACAUGACCAAAUAGCCCCAAGACUGACAGGUUUUCCAACUUGUCUAGUUUCCAUAAGUGUUGUGCUUCUUUUAUAAUCGAUUGCAGCAUCGAUGGUUUUUUAACAAAACGUAAAAUUAUCGAUUCAUUUUGAUCUUUACUCACGAUGUGGGUGUGUUCUUAAAAAUGUGCCUUUAAGGUGUCUUAGUAAAAUUUGUAAAAUCGUACGUAAUUUUGGAAUCUUAUGUGAAUAUUUUUAUAUUCAAUAGGGUAAGACUACCCUAGUGAUGCAAUGCUGUAUUU
Messenger RNA from Ostrinia nubilalis (European corn borer), 2198 nucleotides. It is a transcript of the gene rho-4, whose product is annotated as rhomboid-related protein 2. Gene Ontology annotation, cellular component: membrane. The record is from RefSeq and is a predicted model, not a curated record. NCBI's taxonomy places the organism in Eukaryota, Metazoa, Arthropoda, Insecta, Lepidoptera, Crambidae. Bases 258 to 1418 code for a protein of 386 amino acids. The transcript has 7 exons. Gene Ontology annotation, molecular function: calcium ion binding; serine-type endopeptidase activity.